AUCGGCGUUCUGCCCGAGGUCCCUCAUUAUGUCCGGAUAUUCCCGCAACACUCACAUUUUCUAGUCCCUUGCCAUAGCGUAGAAAUGGCUACAUAAAGCACUAGUUGCCGCCCUGUUCAACUGUCUUCUGACUUCGAUCUGGCUAAAAAUGGGGCAGGAAGAAGCACAUGACAUUGCAUUGCAAACACCAUCGCAAAGAUCAUCGAAAGGCAGCGUACAGGACAAGAAUGGCGAAGACGAGAUCAAGACGGCACAUGACGGGCCACGAAAAGACUUGAUCGAGCCGGAGAAAAAGCCUGGAGUUUCAACUGCCAUGUCAAAAGUGCAAGAGAAGACUCAAAACCCCUCGAAGCGCACAAAAGCCCUCAGAUUUCUUUCUUGGGUCAUCAAGGACCAAUGGCAGCUUCUUAUCAUGGGCAUGCUCAUUCUCAUUGCCUCCCAAGUUCAAGUCCCCGCCGCCCAACAACGUAAAAAGCGCACAGUAGUCACGUACCUCAGCGUCUCGGUUAUCUUCUUCAUCAACGGCUGCACGCUUGAAACACGCAUCUUGCUGCAAAACUACAAGCGCUGGAAAAUCCAUCUGUUUGUCCAGCUACAAUGCUUCCUCAUGUGUUCCGCGGCCACGUUCGCGCUUGUGAGCUUGUGUGCACUCAAUCCCAACUUCAUGGAUCCGUGGCUGCUGGUCGGAUUUCUGGUGUUGGGAUGUGCGCCGACGACAAUGAGUUCGAACGUGGUUAUGACGAGGCAGGCACAUGGCAACACGGCGCUCACGGUUGUACAAUCCGUCAUUGGGCAGUUCCUGUGUCCGUUCCUUACUCCGAUCAUUCUACAAAUGUAUCUCUCGAGCGGAGCCUGGUACGGCAAAGUGCUUAGUACUGCGACGGACAACUACGGCGAGAUCUACCGCCGUGUAUUCAUGCAGCUUGGUCUCUCGCUCUUCGUUCCCAUCCUCGCUGGCCAGGUGGUGCAGUACUUCUUCCCCAAGCAAACGAAGAAAGUCUUCUUUGGAUGGAAGCUGAUCAAGCUUUCUUCCAUCGCCCUUCUCACGCUCGUGUGGCAAACAUUCGACCAAGCCUUCCAGACCGGCGCUUUCACAGCCGUCGCCUCCUCAAAUAUCAUCUUCACUGUAUUCGUCUGCAUCGCAUUGUACUUUCUGUGGCUGGCGAUAUGUUUCCCUGCGGCGGUCUUCUGGAUGCCGAAGAAGGACGUCAUUGCGUGUUGUUACUGUUGUCCUGCGAAGGCGCUCGCUAUGGUUGUGCCGCUCACCUCGGUCAUGUACAUCGAUAUCAGCCCGAUCGAGCAGUCGAAGAUGCAGCUUCCUGCCAUUAUGUUUCAGGCUUUUCAAGUCUCUAUUGGUGGUCUUCUGACGAUCGCGUUUCGGAGGUGGAUCAGGCGUGAGGAAGAGCAAGCAGAACGCGAGAAGAACUUGGAAGCAGCAUUGGAUCAGUAGCAAUCAAAUGACGCUCACACGUUUUUUCCGCUCGACUAUGCUUACAAUGGCAAUAGUUCACACGCACUAAUGAAUUCGAUCAGGAUGUAUGGCUGGCAAGGCUCUGACUCACCAAUGGUGCAGAGUCGUGUCUGAGUUCAACCUGUUUUGCUUCCUCCUAGACAGUCUCUCACAGCAAAUGCGAUGUCUGAACGGGAAGCGCCGAUAUGCAGCAUGUCAACGUCACCAGCUCAACAAGAAUUAGAUGACUUUCUUCCUCCUCUUCCGACGUGCACUCUUGUCUAAGAACGUCGUUUUCUACCCUCGCUUACAAAAUAAGACGGCCCGAUUAAAGAAUACACUUUUGCAAACACAACGAUUGGUUCUGUGG
Messenger RNA from Dothidotthia symphoricarpi CBS 119687, 1820 nucleotides. RefSeq lists its product as uncharacterized. The transcript has a single exon. The record is from RefSeq and is a predicted model, not a curated record. The coding region runs from base 149 to 1450 and encodes 433 amino acids. Gene Ontology annotation, cellular component: plasma membrane. Lineage: Eukaryota; Fungi; Ascomycota; Dothideomycetes; Pleosporales; Dothidotthiaceae.